Molecule: messenger RNA, 2188 nt
Organism: Amoebophrya sp. A120
Lineage: Eukaryota; Dinophyceae; Syndiniales; Amoebophryaceae
Source: the annotation of a GenBank genome assembly
UGCAAUCGGAUUGGUAUGAUCAUGUCACAUCCUGAAGUGCACUUUUCCAAAACUAGAUACCAGAAAAGUUAUGGAACUACAACCCCGCUAUACGCUGCCGCAGCCAAGUUAGCUGAAGACAAUUCAUAGCAUCGCCGCCGCGACGGGAAGGUGUUGCUGUUAUAAGUCAAGUCUAAUCCGAUCGUAACGGAAGCACGACGCAUCAGCAUGGCGCCUCCCGAUCAGAGCACGAACCCUCCGCCCAGCUGCCUGCCCAGCGAUGCCUUUUCGCAUUUCCAACAGCGUGAGGCGCAGUUGUUGCAGUACAAUGAGGAGCUGGAGCGUGAGAAGAAUCGGGCCAUUUCCAAAGCGCAGGAGGCGAUGCGAGACGUGGAAAAUUUGGAUUUCAAGAACUACCAGCCAUCUUUUCUCAAGAGUAAAGCCAUGCAACCCCUGAUCGAUGCGACCAGUGGGGAUUACCACCUAACAGAUCCUGGUAUGUGGUUAUGCUUCGAUAGCACAGAGACAGAUUCAUGAUUUAGUGUUUGCUCGCGUGCGGAAAAGAAACCUGCAGUAUUGGCACAUUCCUUCGGCCUUUUACGGGACUCGAGCCACUCUUUUCUGACUGCUUGGUCGUCCAAGGUCGAAGUUACUUAUCUUGUUCGGGCGUUGGGUCCCAGAAAAGCUUUCUGUUGACGUGAAAAAAUUUAAUACAGCUCUUUCGCAUGCACGUAACGCCGAGGCCGAGCCUGCUCCUGUGCCACUUCAAACCGUUAAGGAACCUCCACCACCGGCCGUCGCGGAUUUGCAACCGGCAAUCGCAACCAAAACCAAGCUCGUGCACCCCAUGGCUUCCGCAAACGAAGUCGAAACACUCCAAAGUACUUAACACAAAUAUUGCCUGGCACACAAGCAAAUGUUGGCCACAUCAUGAUUAUUCAACCGCAGGGAUGAAACAAGGUUCUCUUGCAACUGGUAUUAUGUGCUUUCGAAAUCUGUACUGUAAACUUACUGACACUAGCAGGCAGCGAUGCUUCCCACGUCGACCACAUCGAAUGAUGGUCGAAGGAAUGCUAUGUAGUAGGUUUGUUUUUUUUCGAAAAAUUCCAGAUACCAUUCGCUUCCAGAAGGCACGAAUUAUCGCUCUCCAAGAGGAACUCGACAAGGGGAUUAAGCAGCUUACGCAGCGCGAUGGGGACAAUAACCAGCUGCGGGCAGACAACAAAGCUCUCACCGAAGAGAACAAAAGACUAUCGAGACAACACGUAAUCGCGGAGGGGCACCAAGACAAACUCAAGAAGACAGUGGCUUUGCUCGAACAAAAAAUUCGCGACUUUGAGAAGGACCUCGGCGAUGUAAAAAGAUAGUCUUGAUGAUUCUAGCGGGUUCUUCACGUGCGUGCGUAAACAGAGGUGUCGGGGUCUUUUCCUUUCUUUCUCACGCCAUUCGCGCGAGUCAUCUAUAAAUACCCAGCAGUUUCUCUUCCAUUCACGACUUUUCUCCUUACGAAAACGAAUACAAUAAAUCACACCUUCAGGCCCGAAAAGAAAAUGACCAGCUGAGUCUGCAAUCGCGGAAACAAGAGCAAGAUAUCAACAGCAAGGAAGCGCGCGUAAAUCGCCUGCUGGAGGACUGCGAGCGAUACCGCACCAGUUUACGCGAACUCCGCAGCCAAGACCAAGACAAAACAAAAUCUGACCGCUAUCAGUGUGAAAAUUGUCCCAGCUACCAACGUGAUUUCGCAACUGCGACGAAAGAACCUCUGAGGUUGGUUUUCGGGCAUUCAAUUUCAGUGUCACUUUGUUGCUUUUCCUACACGACCGCCGAAGGCGUCGUGGCGCAUCAUUGAUGAAGAAACAUGAUGUCAUGAUUGAUGCGUUAUGGCUUGGGCAAUUUUCGUGUGAAUCACGGCAAAGAACUGGAUCGGCUGUUGGCGGAGAAUCGCAAGAUCGAGCGGCAACGAAACGAACUGGUGGCAGCCUUUAAAAAGCAGAUGAAGCUUAUUGACAUCUUGAAAAAGCAAAGGACGCACCUCGAAGCUGCAAGGGUGCUUUCUUUUACCGAGGACGAAUUUGUGCGUAUCCUAGAUCUCGGGGACAAACUCGGCUCGGCAUAAUUCGGAACCAGCGCUACCACCUUCAAAGGAAGAUAGAGAAUCGCUCAAGUCACAGUGACAUAUCGAAUAGUGAAUCACGCAGCUCUCAAGGUU